Talaromyces proteolyticus is the source of this 1278-nucleotide messenger RNA. RefSeq lists its product as uncharacterized. NCBI's taxonomy places the organism in Eukaryota, Fungi, Ascomycota, Eurotiomycetes, Eurotiales, Trichocomaceae. The record is from RefSeq and is a predicted model, not a curated record. The transcript is spliced from 3 exons. Bases 1 to 1278 code for a protein of 425 amino acids.
AUGCUCGCACUACGCGAUAAGGAGAACCUGGUGCACACGCACCAAACGACCGCUGCCGCAAAGCCUUUGAACCAGGGCCUUCGCCAGUUGCAACCAAAGACUCCUGGAACCCGACCGUCCAAAACACCGUACAAGAUUCCCCUAAACGAUGAAAAUGGCGUUCCAGCGUUUGGAAAGAAUACUGUCAAAGUCAAAGGAGCUGGAGUUGGAAAUGCCCAGCAGUCGAGCAAGGAUGCCUUCGUCACGCCUUUAGGACCGCGCAAUCGGGCUCCUCUGGGAAUGAAGACGACCAAUGCCAAAGCAAAUGCUUUCCAGACGCCGGGGCUACAGGGAGACACUUUGAAGGCACCAAAAACAAACCGCAAAGGCUCUAGUCUCAAAAAGGCCAAAAAGGUAGAGCCUCUCGUUCAGCCUUCCCAACCACAAGUAUCAGCCAAAACAGAAGAGGAUGAUGUGCCUGACGUCGAAUAUGCUCCUCCUAAGCCAAAAGAGCUCUCUGACGACCCGGAGGAAGUCACCUAUAAUACCAACUUUCCACAGUUCAAGGGGCGCAAUAUUAUACGCGGAUGGGAGAGAAUCUACUUACACGGCGACAUAGGAGAUGACGGCCUGACCGAUCGCGAACGCAAGUUCCAGCAGGAAUCUGUGUCCUAUGACAAGAUGAUCGAUGAAAUAAUUCAAAAACAAGUCGAGGAUAUCGAACUGCCAGGAUUGAAUGCCCGUGAAGCCCAGGACCUGCCAUCCUUCGAUGAGCCAGAUCAGCAACGACAUAACAAAGCCAACGAGAAGAAAGGUCUUAACAAAGGCCUGUCUAGCCUGAAGGCACGAGAUGCUGCCAAAGCCCUUUCCCAGACCAAAUGCUCAUUGGCAAAACGUGUUGAAAGCACCAAGGUUUCAACGAGCCGCACAUCCAAGGCGCCAUUGGCCCUCAUAGCGCCGAAGAGGAGGACUCCUACUCCAACAAAUUCAUCAACCGCACACAACACUGCUGCUGCAGCUAGCUCUCGUACCACUCUGGGAUACUCUAAAGGCAGAAGUGUGUCCUCUACGCUCCAGACCAAAGGAAACCCAGCGAAGGAGAAACAAGCUCCAUCAAGAGGAAUACUCGACCCAAGAAAGUACAUGCAGCUCUAUGGGCCUCCUCCAGCUGGCAGUGAGAUGUGGAUGCAGUGCAAGGAGGCUGGGCUGGUGGCCGACCCGGAGGAAGUUGACAAUGACUUCGUCCUGUCGCUGGAUGAGGAGGAUGAAGAGACCAGAAACUUCCAGCUCACACUAUAG